GCUGCUUCGACGCUGAGCUCUGACCAAAACCACCCUUUUUUAUUCCUUUUAUGUGAUUUUGUGAUGAGUUCGGAUGUUUCGAGAAGUGGGUUCUUGGAGAUGAGAUGGUUUACUAGUUUACUUUUGUUGAUUUUAUGUUAUUCUGCUGUUUCUUUUAUUUUUUUCUUUUAUUUUUGUUAUUAGUGGUGCGAGGAUUUGGGAUAGAUUUGUAUCUUCCUUUGUUUUAUGAUGUGGGACAUGGGUUUUGCUUAUCUUUAAAAUUUUUUGGGCAUUGUGAUGUUAAUUUUUUCUGGGUUUUGGUUGAUGUUUUUUUGAUCCUGUUGUUUUUGCUUAACUUUGUAGUGCGUUUAUAUGGCUUCCUGGUAACUUGAAGAUUUGAAGUUUUUGGUUGCGAUUUUGGAAUUAUUUGUUGGUGAAUGACGGAGUUAUGCAUGUCCUCUUUUGCUUAUUUUUAGUUGAUCUUUAUCGCUAUGGUUUGUGAUUUGCAUUAUGAGUUUUUUUGUGUCUAUGUUUUUCCUUCUGGUUAUUGUCAUUUUGUGUUGCAUGUUAAACUGUAUUGGAGAUUGGAUAGUUUUUGCAUUUCCUUCUAAUGCAUAUUUUUUUUUGUUAGGCUUCGUUCAUUGGAUCAACUCAUUUGCUCGUUUGCUGGGUAAUAAUUGGGGUUUUAAGCUGCUGUGUUGUCUUAUUUACCAUCUCUAUGGUUUUCUUCUUCCAAUUUUGAUUCGAGUCAUUUGUUCUGUUCAUUUAUUUGUUUCUUUCUAAAGAUUUUACUUUUAAACUUUAUUAGUUCCACUAGUUAGUUUCUUGUAAUAUUGACGCCGUUGUUGUAUUUACAUAUUUGUUGCUUGUUCUAUAUACAUACCUAUUGCUGUUUGGCCUGAACUUUUAUCUCGGCAGCAUUUUGUGAUGAUUACAGGUAAGCUUUUGAGUUCUGCUUGUUGCCUUUGAGGAUCCCUGCCUCCAUUUUUCUUUAUAGUUCUCUUUUUAAGUUCAGUUAUGAGUCUCAUGACAUUGAUUAUAUAUUUGUAUUUUUAUUAUUCGGCUGCAGAUUCCAUUCAUUGUUGUGGUCUUAUCUUGAUUUCUAUAUAUGGAUGUCUUUGAAAGGCAUUUACAUAUAAUCUGGGAAAAGCAAGUCAAGUUUAUGUAACAUUAUUAUUAUUAUUAUUAUUAUUAUUAUUAUUUUGCAAUCAUUUGCUGGUCUUAACAUUAGUUCCCUGAUUCUUUGUUUGGGUAAGUAGAUGUGUCUAUUUGUCGUGAUUUGUAUGUUGAGGAAGUUGAUGCGUGAUCUUUUAGCACUUCUUUUAGAAUAUUAGCACUCUUUGUUACUUAUAGAUGUUUUUUCCCGUUUAGAUGGUUUCUUUAUCCUUUCAUUCCUGUAUAUGUUGUUUAUGGGUUGUAUUGUUUUCUAGUUUUUAUGUAUCUACAUUGACGCAUUGGAUCCUAGGCGCUAUACUGAGUUAGUAUUUAUGCAAGUGUGUAAAUUUGAUUUGGGGCAACAUUCUUGCAGCGGAGAGUUGAUGAAUUCACUGAAGUACUCGAUUUUGCACAUAGGCAUUCAGAGUUCAACAGCAUUUUACUGGGUUAGACUAAGGGCUAAAAUUUUUCAUUUCCUAUCUGAAGACUUGAAAUAUCUACGAAGCUGAUUGAUGCAUCUGAAGCAUGUGAAAGGUUUGGAAAUGCAGAACCCUGAUAACAAGGAUCCAGUGCAAAGCUCAGUCUAUUCAACAUCUAAUUGUGUAAAUGCUCUACCAUUGUGGUGGAAUUCAAGCAUAUUGAGUUAUCCUCCAUCUCAUCCAAAAAAUUUAUACAUGAUCAAGGAUGCUCUUGCACAGCCAUCAAGUCAGUUAAGGAGCAAUCAAAUUGCUGAUCAGGACUUUUCAUCAAAUCAUUCAAGUGGUCAAUCCCACCAAGAACUGUCGGUUUCCAGUGAAGGCACCAUUCAAGGAAAACUUGUUUCAGCACAAUCUGGCAAUGAUAAUACAUAUGACAAGCAUGUUGAGGCUCAAAUGAAGGCUUCUGCAUUUUCCUCGGGAACUACAGAAGCUGCUUUCCCAUCUCCUAAAUUUGAUUACAACCCCUCUCCUGCUUCCAUUCCAUAUGCUUAUGGAGAUCCAUACUAUGGAGGAGUUCUUGCAGCUUAUGGGCCUCAUGCUAUUAUUCAUCCCCAAAUGAUGGGAAUGGUGCCAUCUUCUCGGGUUCCACUGCCUCAUGAGCAGGCAGAGGAAGAACCCAUUUAUGUGAAUGCAAAGCAGUACCAUGCCAUUCUUCGUAGGAGAGAGCUCCGCGCAAAGCAAGAGGCUCAGAACAAACUUAUCAAAGGAAGAAAGCCUUACCUUCAUGAGUCUCGGCACAUUCAUGCAAUGAAGAGGGCGAGAGGAGUAGGCGGUCGUUUUCUCAACACCAAGAAACUUAAGCAGCAAACACACUCAUCAGAGAAUGGCAUCACUACUGGCUCAACUGUAACCUCCACAAGCUCCGAGCUCUCGACUGUUUCAAACAGAGGCAACAAUGGAGGCUUUCAUCAUCAGAACCACUUUGGCUUUCCGAUGACUUCCAGUCCCUCACAAUGGGGAACUGGCAAGGCAGUGAGCAGCAUUGUCUCCCGUUGAUAUCAUUGGAGAUUUCGUCGGUUUGUUACCGAGUUUCUCUAGGCAACUCAUCCUUGGCUUUUUAUGUAGUCGAUAACUUAAAUGAGACAUUGUAGCGGACUGGUUUGUGGGGGAGAAAUGAGUUCCAAGUUUCAAUAAUUUUUCUAGGUGUUACCAUGGAAAAUGUCUUAAAGCGUUGCAUGUAAUUGCAUGUUGUACCUCAAACCUGUUUGUUUUUAUGUUGUAGGUAUCUGUAUCUGAUUCUCAUUUACAUUUAUGAGUUGAGCGUACGUAAAGCUGCUGAUGAUGAAUUUUACAAGUUGA
Messenger RNA from Asparagus officinalis (garden asparagus), 2912 nucleotides. RefSeq names its product nuclear transcription factor Y subunit A-3-like. Gene Ontology annotation, molecular function: RNA polymerase II cis-regulatory region sequence-specific DNA binding; DNA-binding transcription factor activity, RNA polymerase II-specific. Gene Ontology annotation, biological process: regulation of transcription by RNA polymerase II. The transcript is spliced from 6 exons. Lineage: Eukaryota; Viridiplantae; Streptophyta; Magnoliopsida; Asparagales; Asparagaceae. The record is from RefSeq and is a predicted model, not a curated record. Bases 1647 to 2609 code for a protein of 320 amino acids.